Messenger RNA from Paramecium tetraurelia, 1173 nucleotides. RefSeq lists its product as uncharacterized. Gene Ontology annotation, molecular function: protein binding. The record is from RefSeq and is a predicted model, not a curated record. The transcript is spliced from 3 exons. NCBI's taxonomy places the organism in Eukaryota, Ciliophora, Oligohymenophorea, Peniculida, Parameciidae.
AUGCAGGAAUAAGAAAUUGAUCUUACAAAAAUCAAUCAGGGAAAUGUGGAUAGGAUUAUCCAGAAGAUAGAAACCAGCAUUUAAUAGCGAGUGGAAAAGUAUGGCGAUGAUGAUCAAUAAGUAUAUAAUUUGCAUCUGAAACUUCUCUAGAAAAUGAAAUACGACAGAAUUCUAUGUAAAUUGCUUAAUUAACAGGCACUGAUUGCACUCCAAGUGGAAAAUUUUGAGGCUAGUUUAAAGUACCUCAAGAAGGCUGAACUUCUAACAUCUUCGGUUCUAGAGCUUAAAGCACAAACCUACAGUAAUCUAGCCUGUUAUUAUCGAAAAAUUGGAAAGACAAGAACAGCCUUAUCAUAUCUUUAGUAGGCUUUAGCCAUAGAAUUAAAAAACGAUAAAUCCGCGUAACUACCUGAACUCUAUCUGAAUUUAUGUGCAGUUUUUUCAUCUUUAGAAAGACAUGAAGAGGCUACUUAAAAUAUCUAUUUAUCUAUCAUUAUGUUGUAGCAUGAGCUGCUCCUAUAAUUCUUGAAGUCCAACUCACAAAUAGAUGGGGACUUAAUGAAACAUCAAAAUUCUAUUGACUUAUCAUUACAUUAGAUCAGUACUUAAUAAAAAACUAGAUAAACUGAAUAGAAUUCUCUUAAUAAGGAUUAAUAAGAGAGGAUGCAAAUUUUAAUUGUGGCUUAUCAUAAUUUAGGUGUCGAAAUGGAACACUUGAAGUAGAAUGUGGAAUCCAAGAAGAUAUUAAAAUCCGCUUAUUAAUUAUCACAAUUCAGUCUGGCACAAAAUCAUCCACUCAGAUAGACUUUGGGAUCCAUUGUUAAAAAACAUUAAAGAGAAGAUUCCAAAGACAAUUUUCAACCUGUGGUCUUAAAACCAAUCUUGCCAAAAGUGAGUCUAAGGAUAUAAGAUCCCAGGUAAGUUUAAAAAAGUGGUUCUCCUCAUUUUAAAUCAAAUAGCAAGCAUUUCUCUUUGCCAAAAAAUAAAAGCAACAAAGGAUCAAAAGAAGAUAGAAACUCUUCAAGCUUAACCUCUAGAAUAGAAGGAUCUAAAUUUGUAAGGAUCAGCGAUUUAAAUCAAGAGCCUAUGGUUUAUUUCGACAACAAAGAAGUCAAUAACCUUAAAGAAUUGUAGAUAUCUUUGGAUAUGAUUAAUUAAACUACAAUGAUGUGA